Molecule: messenger RNA, 855 nt
Organism: Aureobasidium subglaciale EXF-2481
Lineage: Eukaryota; Fungi; Ascomycota; Dothideomycetes; Dothideales; Saccotheciaceae
Exons: 2
Coding region: 1-855 (284 amino acids)
Biological process (GO): phosphatidic acid biosynthetic process
Cellular component (GO): membrane; endoplasmic reticulum
Molecular function (GO): 1-acylglycerol-3-phosphate O-acyltransferase activity
Source: RefSeq, a predicted model, not a curated record
AUGAGCCUCAUCGGCUAUGUCGGGGCGGCGCUAACGUCAAUCCUGGUGUCGAUACCAACGCUGCACCUGCUGGCAUCCGUGACGCAUGCGCCGGUGCUGUCCUUUGCUGCCCGCAGCAUCGCUUCCUUCAGCGCCCUCUUCUUUUGCGCCUGCUAUGGUGUCGCCGCUUCUAUCGUCCUACGUCUGGUCGGCUAUGGUGGGCUGAGCCAGUGGACCACUGCCCGUGCCUUCAAAUGGACCAUGUGGACACUCACUGGUGUCGAGUUCAAGGUCAACGACAAAUAUGGCAGUCUCAAGACUCGUCCUUGCGUCAUGAUCGGUAACCACCAGAGUGAACUCGACGUCCUGAUGCUCGGCUGUGUCUUCCCACCCUACACCUCCGUAACCGCAAAGAGCAGUCUAAAGUGGGUCCCCUUCCUCGGUCAAUUCAUGACCCUCUCCAAGACCGUCUUUAUCAAUCGCACCUCCCGCUCCGCCGCCCUGGCCGCCUUCUCCCAUGCUGCAGAAACUAUGCACUCAGAGCAACAGUCCGUCUUUAUUUUCCCCGAGGGCACUCGCUCCUACGCAAACACACCCACCCUCUUACCCUUCAAGAAGGGCGCAUUUCAUCUCGCUGUCCAAGCUCAGGUCCCCAUUGUCCCUGUAGUGGUUGCAAAUUAUAGCAAUGUGUUGGAUGUGAAGAAAAAGACUUUCAACUCAGGCACGGUUCCUGUCUCGAUCUUGAAGCCGGUCGAGACCAAGGGGUUGAGCAAGGAUGACGUUGAUGCGUUGGUUGAGAGAGUUCAGAAGGAUAUGGCCGAGGAGCUGGUCAGGAUCUCAAAAGUGGCCGAGAAGCAGGGCGUUGCAAAGGCUUGA